Messenger RNA from Symbiodinium pilosum, 804 nucleotides. The record is from the annotation of a GenBank genome assembly. NCBI's taxonomy places the organism in Eukaryota, Dinophyceae, Suessiales, Symbiodiniaceae.
AUGCAUAGCCGCACCAGCCCUCUACCCAGAUUUUCCCCAGACGCGAAGAAAAAGAAGUCAAGGCAGACUGCGGCUGGUGUGGAAUGGCUGGGACAGGGCAGCUCCGACAAUCUGGGCGACGAGCCCUCGGAGCUGGGCUCUAACCUGCGUGCCGUCGACUUCGACAACCACGAGGUGCGCGCUGUGAGUGCAGGCUUCGGCCACACCUGCGUCCUGCUGGACGACGACUCUACCAGGUGCUUUGGGCUGGCGAGUGCAGGCCAGCUGGGCCAAGAGAACAGCCUCAGCAUUGGCGCCAAGCAAGGCCAGAUGGGCACGGCCUUGGCAGUCACGGAGCUCUUCGUGGUGACGCUCAGGGCAGGCUUCGAGGGCCUCAGCCUAUCUGAAGACUCCCAAAGCAUCCUGCAAGUGCAGCAUGGGGGCCUGGUGGGCCUGAUCUGCGAUGAUGGCUUUGACACUGCUGCGGCACAAGUGGCCUGCCGCGAUCUCGGCAUGGCUGGCGGCAUCACCCUGUCCGUGAAUGCGCACAACGGCACUAUCCCAGCAGACAAUGUCCGAUGCACUGGUGACGAGGUGAGCCUGCGCGACUGCCGCUUCAGCGGCUGGCAUUUGCACGAUUGCACUCCGCAGGAAGCUGCAGGCACGGAUUUCUGGGUUGGCAGUUCUUUUGUCGCCGCACUGUUCACCGCUUCUAGCUUUUUUCCUGCUUCAUGUGUGAUACGGGGUGACACGCAAGCAAGGAUGUCGGUGAACACGCCAUGGAACACGAUGUACAGUUGGCUUCUGAGCCACCUGAAGCAGUAA